Mus musculus (house mouse) is the source of this 1274-nucleotide messenger RNA. RefSeq names its product killer cell lectin-like receptor subfamily B member 1A (gene Klrb1a). The transcript is spliced from 6 exons. Lineage: Eukaryota; Metazoa; Chordata; Mammalia; Rodentia; Muridae. The coding region runs from base 102 to 803 and encodes 233 amino acids. Gene Ontology annotation, cellular component: plasma membrane; membrane. The record is from RefSeq and is marked validated.
GUCAGUGGGUGUAGGCACAGAGCAGAGCAUUCACAGAGGACUUCCUUUUGCUCACUUCACCCCAAAGGCCUUGGAGUUUGCCCCUGCUCACCAGUUCAGUGAUGCAUCUCCUAUGCACAAUGGACACAGCAAGGGUCUACUUUGGUUUAAAGCCACCCAGGACUCCAGGGGCUUGGCAUGAGUCACCCCCAUCUCUUCCCCCAGAUGCCUGUCGGUGCCCACGUUCACACAGGUUGGCUCUGAAGCUCAGCUGUGCUGGGCUCAUCCUCCUUGUCGUGACCCUGAUUGGGAUGAGUGUUUUAGUGCGAGUCCUAAUACAAAAACCAUCAAUAGAAAAAUGCUAUGUGCUUAUUCAAGAGAACCUGAAUAAAACAACAGAUUGUUCAGCUAAGCUAGAGUGCCCACAAGACUGGCUUUCACACCGAGAUAAGUGCUUUCACGUUUCUCAAGUUUCCAACACUUGGGAGGAAGGUCUAGUUGAUUGUGAUGGAAAAGGAGCCACUUUGAUGCUCAUUCAAGACCAAGAAGAACUGAGAUUCCUACUGGACUCAAUAAAGGAAAAAUACAAUUCAUUUUGGAUUGGACUAAGGUACACAUUGCCAGACAUGAACUGGAAGUGGAUAAAUGGAUCGACUUUAAAUUCUGAUGUAUUAAAAAUCACUGGUGACACUGAAAAUGACAGCUGUGCUGCUAUCUCAGGAGACAAAGUGACUUUUGAGAGCUGUAAUUCAGACAACCGUUGGAUCUGCCAAAAGGAACUAUACCAUGAAACCCUGAGCAACUAUGUGGGUUAUGGACACUGAACUCAGAUCCUGUCCAAGAGCAGCCAGUGCUCUCAAUCACUGAGCCAUGUCUACAGCUUGACCCUGUAUAUUAAACAAAACUGAAGUGCUACAACAUGAAGCUUUUCACAUGAUGUGUUAGAGUGUGAAUCCCAUCUCAAUUACUUUACCAUCCACACCAGAUCUCUGCACCUAACCUGUCUCUGCUGUCUGCCUCUCAGUACAGUUAGUGGCACAGCACAUGGACUCUGAAAACACUGGGACUCUUACAGAUGCCCAUGUGUAGUUUCUCUAUUCUGUAAAGGAGAUAGAGAUGUUGAUGUGCCAUUCUACGUGAGGGGUUCUACAAAAAGAAGCCCUGGCACCUGAGGUGCCCUGGAUUCUAAUCCUGGAGUCUGUGACCCCCCCCACCCACAGUCUGUGUCUGAGCUCAUCUACAAAACAGUCAUAAGAAAACCAUUUACCAAAAUCAUUAAAAUUCUCUUAAUACAG